AUGGAUAUACCCAGUUCUUCUCAUAGAAAACAAAACACAGUGGUGCAACUGGUGUCGACCGAAUGUUAUGAAGAAGACUCAAGGAAACACGAAUUGUUCCAUAAGCAAAUGGAAGACGAGUCAAAGCAAUGGGAGUUAGAUGUAGGUAUACUUAUUGAAGAAGAAGCUCAAGCUAAGCAAGAGCUAGAACAGUUUGAGAUAGGGCAAUACGAAUUGGAAAUGAUGUUAAAUGACUUGACAAUUACAGGUAUCCAGAUACGGUUAUAA
Messenger RNA from Lizanozyma spartinae, 267 nucleotides. RefSeq lists its product as uncharacterized. The coding region runs from base 1 to 267 and encodes 88 amino acids. The record is from RefSeq and is a predicted model, not a curated record. NCBI's taxonomy places the organism in Eukaryota, Fungi, Ascomycota, Pichiomycetes, Serinales, Debaryomycetaceae. The transcript has 3 exons.